AUGACCACUGCAGGUGUUUUUGUGUUCCUCUCCUUUGUGCUUUGCUGCUUCCCAGAUGCUGCUUUUGGGGUUGAGGUGGACUGCAGUCAGUAUUCCAACACUACAAAUGAGGAAGGCAAAGAGGUGUUUGUCUGCGACAACACGCUCAGCCCUGUCUGUGGUACCGAUGGAGUCACCUACAGCAACGAGUGCCUGCUCUGUGCCUACAGCCUAGAAUAUGGAACCAAUGUCAGCAAAGACCAUGAUGGAAAAUGCAAGGAAGACAUUCCUGUGGACUGCAGCAGAUAUUCCAACACGACAAAUGAGGAAGGCAAAGUGAUAUUUCUCUGCAACAAAGCCCUCACCCCCGUCUGCGGUACCGAUGGGGUCACCUAUGACAACGAGUGCACGCUGUGUGCCCAUAACGCAAAGCCUGGAACCGCUGUUGGCAAGAAGUAUGAUGGUGAAUGCAAGAAGGAAAUUAUUACAGUUGACUGCAGUGACUACCCUAAACCUGUCUGCUUGCUUGACUACAUGCCUCUCUGUGGCUCUGAUGGCAAAACAUACCGCAAUAAGUGUAACUUCUGCAACGAAGCUGUGGAUAGCAAUGGGACUCUCAUUUUAAGCCAUUUUGGAAAAUGCUGAGCAUCGGUUCUGAGAGAAUUCACCACAGGAUCCCCACUGGCAAAUCCCAGCUAAAGAUCUCACCUUGGUUCAUCUUGCCCUCUGGGGAACUCAGCUCAUUCCUGAUUUUCUUUCUCAAUAAACUGAAUCAGCAA
Messenger RNA from Tauraco erythrolophus (red-crested turaco), 758 nucleotides. RefSeq names its product ovomucoid-like. Lineage: Eukaryota; Metazoa; Chordata; Aves; Musophagiformes; Musophagidae. The record is from RefSeq and is a predicted model, not a curated record. Gene Ontology annotation, molecular function: protein binding.